Messenger RNA from Cornus florida, 870 nucleotides. RefSeq names its product putative receptor like protein 25. The record is from RefSeq and is a predicted model, not a curated record. Gene Ontology annotation, molecular function: protein binding. The coding region runs from base 1 to 870 and encodes 289 amino acids. NCBI's taxonomy places the organism in Eukaryota, Viridiplantae, Streptophyta, Magnoliopsida, Cornales, Cornaceae. The transcript is spliced from 3 exons.
AUGUUACGACUACUCGAUGACACUAGCAAACAAAGGUGUGCAGAUAGUAUAUAUGCAUAUCCCAAAAAUUUGACUGCCAUUGAUCUCUCAAGUAACCAAUUCGAAGGAGAGAUUUCAGAAUCUAUUGGGAUUCUCGAGGGGCUUUACAUGGUCAAUCUCUCUAACAACAAUCUUAUUGGUCACAUCCCAUCUUCUUUUGCAAAUCUAACACAGCUCGAGUCACUGGACCUUUCUCAAAAUAAACUCUCGGGAAAGAUACCUCUGCAACUCACCCAACUCACCUUCCUUGAAAUUUUCAAUGUCGCUCAUAAUCAACUCACAGGGCCUAUUCCACAAAGAAGACAAUUUGAUACAUUUCAGAACAGUUCAUAUGAGGGGAAUUCAGGAUUGUGUGGAGACACUUUGUCGAAGAAAUGUGGACAUUUAGAAGCAUCACCACCUUCAAACUUUGAAGAAGAUAAUGGUCAUUCAUGGUUCCCAAUCAGUUUUACUGAUUGGAUUGUCAUAUGCAUGGGUUAUGGAGGUGGAUUAAUAGUUGAAAAUCUUACCAAAUUUGAGUUAUUGAGCAAGGAUGUCAAGGAGCAAUCUAAGAAGCUGAGAGAAAUAGAAAGCAUGAAUGAUGCCUUGAAAAAGGAAAGAGAUACCUUGAAGAUGGAGAAUGAUUUCUUGAAGAAAGAUGAUGAGCAAAAACAGAAAUUGCUUAAGGAGAACAAAUCUGAAAUUCAAAAUCUUCAUGACAAGGUAAAAUUCCUUGAGAGCAAGAUUAAGCUUGAUAAGAUGAUUAGUGUUGGUAAGCAUGUAGGUGAUAAAAUUGUUUUAAUGAGGCUUCAUCUAGUAAAAAGAGUCAAACUAUUUUUGUUAAACCUAUGA